UUUAUUUGGCACAUUUUAGAAUAUUAUUUGGAAUUCCAUUUUGUAAAACUACUAUGAUUGUAUUGUUAUAAAUGUUUGUUUUUCCUUUUGCAUUUUUUUACAUUAUUGUUUUCAAUAAUCAGAAAGUGUGCAUUUUGAGAAGAUCAUCACCUGAGAAACAAACAAAUAAAUUGAAUCGAAAAUGGUUACAAUACAUGACUUUUUUGUUCAUAUUUUUGAAAUAUAUUUUAAAUCAAUGUUUAUAAAUGAUAACAAAAAAUGAAAAUACCACAGUAAAUUUAAUAUUAAUGUGUUUGAUAAAAAUACAAACAAGAAAAUCAAUUUUGAGACGUUAAUAAUAAUAAUAUAUAAUUUAUUUAAAAAAAUUUAAGGGAGAUGAAUAUGACCGUGAGGCAAGUGAAAAUGAUGAAGAUUCUCAGACUCGUAUAACGCAUGAUGAAAGAGGAGUUGAUAGAUGCAGUGACAACGAUGACCAACCAUCACCAGAAAGCGAUGAUGGCCAUUAUGAAGAAGAGCCUGAAUGUGAAGUAAUACAGUUGCAUUUAAUGUUUAAAAUUAAGAAGAAAGUAUUUAUUGUGAUGUUUUUCAUUAUUAUUAUUUUGCCAAGAUGGAACGACGAGCUUCUCCCUCCUCCGAGAUUGACGCCGAUGCUGAUGAUUUUACAACGACGUCUGUUUCCUCUCUCAAUGAUUCUGAAGUUGAUGAGAGCGACGUCGACGAGGAUAAUAGCGACGAAGAAAUUAAUAAUGGGCAGCAAGAGGAGGAGUCAAAUGAGGACUCACUACCAGAGGAAUUUGACAAAAACGAGAGUUUCGCUGCUCCUUUUCUGAAGUUGCCACAGGUCCCCCUUUACCCUCCUGAUGGUCCAAGUGUGGCAGAUAUGACGCUUGUCAUUUUAUCAAUACUCAUUAAACACAACUCUACUGACUCUUUGAAAACCGAGAUUUUCCGCGGACUCAAUCUUCUCCUUGGAACUAAUGACUUUCCGGACAACCAGUAUAAGUUGAAAAAACUUUACAAAGCAACCAGUGACACAAUGGAAUGUCAUGUUUUUUGCAAGAAGUGCAUGAAAUAUGUGGGAUUGAAAGAAGAAAAGUUACUCUGUCCAUCAUGCAAUGAGUUGAUCAAAAAAUCAGAAAAGGAAGAAAAUUUCUUCUUUACCGCCAAGCUGAAGAAUAUUUUGUCAUCAACACUUGAGAAGAAUAGCGAGAGCUAUGAUGGAAACUUUGCUGAAAUGCCAUUAGUGAGGGCAGAUGGAGAAGAGAAAGUCUUUUCUGAUCUCCCAGAUGGAAGCAUCCACGCUUCGCUUCGUGGAAAAUUCGGACCGUCCAUUCAUAGUUACAACAUUUUCGGGGAUGCUGCACCUGCUUUCGAAGCCUCGAAGAAAUCCAUUUUUGCUCUGAUGUUGGCUCCAAACUUUAUUAAAAAAUCGGAGAGGUCUCGAAACGUGAAGCUAGCAGCAAUCUGGGUGGGCCGAAAAGAGCCUGAUAUGAAUGUUCUUCUACAGCCUUUUGUUAAAGAGGCUAGGUAUAUUGCUGAAAAAGGAAUUCAGUGGACGGACCACAACGGAGAAGCGAGAAACUGUAAAAUUUUCCCACUCACAGCAGUCGCAGACUCGGUCGCGAGACCCAAGAUGAUCGGGUCAUGCGUACACAAUGCUCAAUUUGGAUGCACUUGGUGUUAUCACCCCAACGACGCCAUUGGGCAGUCGUACAACAGGUAUACUUUUCGAGAACCAUGUGCGCCACUACGCACUAACGUAUCCUGGAAAGAGGAUUUGGACACUGCCUUAAGCACAGGUGAGCCCUGCAAGGGUGUUCAAAAUGAAAGCGUUCUGCUGGAUCUACCAGGGUUUCUCAUCCCUGAAAAUAUUGGAGUUGAGCAGAUGCACGCGGCUGAUGUAGGCCACUCAAAAACAGUCCUGAAAUUGUGGACAAGCAAUUUUCGCCAAGACUACUACAUUUACACUCCUGCAAAGCGAAUGCUCCUCGACAAAAAUAUGUCUGAGGUGCGACUGCCGACUCUGAAAAAUGCAAGAUUGCUCACAAAAUUUACAGACUUUAAAUCAUGGAAAGCUAGCCAGGCAAAGUUGUGGACUCUUCACUUGAGUGUGCCAUUGCUCAUUGAGGUACAGAAGCCAAAAGAUGUAGCGGUUUGGGCAAGAUUUGUCGCUGCAUAUUGGCUCCUUAAUCAGUCCACGAUUACGGAGACUGAUCUGAUUACUGCUCAAACCUACCUAGAGGAGCAUUCUCAAGGAUAUGUGACACUCUACGGAACUCUGGUCAUGACGUCAAACCUUCAUCAGUCUCUUCACUGGCCAUUGGCUGUUGCUCGAAUGGGUCCGUUACAAAACUUUUCGGCAUACCAGUAUGAAGGAAAGUUCCCAGACAUCAAAAAAGACAUCAGCAGCACGAAAGCUACCGCACAACAGGUAAUGGAGCGUGCAAUCAUGAGAGAAUCGCUCCCUCACAUUGCACAGACAGUGCUCAGGAGGCAACAAACAAAAGAGUACGUUUCCCAACUCUUAGAAGGCAAAUCUACCAAAGUCGGACCACCUGAGACAAGAGGCCCACCAACGUCUGAAGAUGCUGAAGGGAAGCACUUCAAGAAAGCACUGUGGUCAGGAUUUGUCCUUCGAACUUUUGAGAGUCAGAAGGGUACACGCAAAUGUGACUCUUGCGUGCAACUGAAAGACAAUACAUUUGGUAUCGUCACAGAUGUCAUGAAAAUUGUUGAAAACAACAAAGUCAGAUUAAAAAUUUUAUCUUUGAACUGCACGCCACACAUCAUCAAAAAGUGCACAAUUAGGUCGGGCGAUCGUGAACUGAAUAUGGAAGACCUGAAGCUCCCUCAUCUUUAUUCAGCAAGUGUGGCGCACCAGCGAUUGAGGGUGGUAGAUGCCGAAAUGGUCAAGGGUGUUUGUAUUUUGAUGGAAAUGACAAAUGGAAAGUUGUAUGUUAGUGUUCCACCAAAUAAUGAAGAGGCCCAGUAAAAAGCAUA
This is a messenger RNA of Cloeon dipterum, 3000 nucleotides long. RefSeq lists its product as uncharacterized. The transcript has 6 exons. Lineage: Eukaryota; Metazoa; Arthropoda; Insecta; Ephemeroptera; Baetidae. The coding region runs from base 608 to 2992 and encodes 794 amino acids. The record is from RefSeq and is a predicted model, not a curated record.